AUGCAGUUCUUGUUCACAGCUGGAGCUCGCAUGUAUGCGAGACCACUUGUCCUGCGACCAUGUCUGCCUCCAUCAACAAUUAACCUGCCUCUUCCCAUCGGCGUCGGACGCACUUUUCACGACUCCCACUCGCAAGCCCAGUCGGGGCGAACACCAACACCAGCCACGGAGGAUGGCGAGGCGCAGCUUGGAUUGCCGCUGAGAAACGACGAUGCAGGCGAUACGACGGCAAGACCUUCCACCACCGACACCCCUCGCGCAGCAACCCACACGCAUCUCCCGAUUCGGUAUCCCACCACAGAGAAGCCGACGAUUCGAUAUCGCGCGACGGGGAAAGGAGAGCAGCAAUUCAUGCACAACGAAACUUUCCAGCGUAUCCAAAUGAAGGCCAAUUCUGGACUCGCGCCUGACUCUCUUUCGAACGCCAACGUCUCGGGCGCCGAAACCACCCAAGAUGUCCCCAUACGAUAUCCCACCACCGAGAAAGGAGAGCAGCGAUGGAUGCGCAGGUUCAUGUACCACCGCAUCAAGAUCAAGUCUGAAUCUAGAGAUGCCCAGCAGGCAGAAAAUGGCGCCUCGACCGACAUGGAGGAGGAUGAAGACCCGGGCGACUUUUCCGACUUUGUUCAUGGCCUACGGUCGCUCGUCGUGAACACCAACAAUCCCGCGCUAGCUGAUGGCAGGAACUCAGAAAGUGCUUCCAGCACAUCCAGUUUGCCGAAAUCCCCUCUACUGAACCCGGACAUAAUCAAUCCCAACCUUCGGCGCAAGACCAGACCCAGCAAAUCCCCAACUCCUUUUCAAAUCAAACUCGACAAGAAUGUCUAUGCCAGAGCUAUCGCAACUCCCGUUCGCAUCUGUCAAUUGACCCGAAUCGCCUUGCCAAGAUUCUUUCUGCAACAGAUUAGGCUGGUGGCCAGCAUCAAUCCCAAGAACAGGAGGCGGUCGGUUCAGUACAUACCAGGCGGAAGUCUUUUAUGGCAAGGUGAUCGGAAAGAUCGUCCAGCGAUGGAAUAUCUAGACAACCACAAUGCGGAGAACGUCGAUUGGGAUGACAAGGAAGGUGGCAUUCGUCGCUCCCAAAGUUCGGGGUCUGGAGUAUAUGUAGUCGCUCGUCAAUCUGCCAUCUCGGCUCUAUCCAGUACAGAUGCGGGAUAUGGAAGAACUCCCAGACGAGUCCUGAUGCCACCAUCACAAUGCAAGAACAAGAGGGUGGUUGACAUGUACCGCCAUGCCCACUUCUAUGCAGACAUGGAUCAGUUCAUUCUCAAGCUCUUUCGCCAACGUGUUCGUGCCAACAUACUCAGCCUGGUACAGUUGAGGAAAGGGUAUCUUCAUGAAUUCGACUCGUGGGACGCGGCGCAAGUUCACAGCCCACAAGCAUCUGCAUUUCUAUGGUUGGGGUUAGAUGGCAACCCACCGCCAGAAUUUGCAACCAUUCUCCAUCGCUCGCGACCUUUGGGUGAUCCCAAGAAAUUGCCAGUACAUAACCUCAGAUCUUUGUUGAGUAGGGAGGACAUCGAUUGGCUAAGGGAGAAAACACAGGAUAUCCCUAUUUUUUGGCGACCUGUCGUGGCGGUCAAGGCCCGCCGAAUGACGAUCACUUUGCAACAGCAGCUUUGGCAAUUGCAAUGCUAUAUAGCUGAGCACAAAGACUUGUACAGCAACCUUAAUUGA
Glarea lozoyensis ATCC 20868 is the source of this 1677-nucleotide messenger RNA. RefSeq lists its product as uncharacterized. Lineage: Eukaryota; Fungi; Ascomycota; Leotiomycetes; Helotiales; Helotiaceae. The coding region runs from base 1 to 1677 and encodes 558 amino acids. The record is from RefSeq and is a predicted model, not a curated record. The transcript has a single exon.